Messenger RNA from Phytomonas sp. EM1, 396 nucleotides. NCBI's taxonomy places the organism in Eukaryota, Euglenozoa, Kinetoplastea, Trypanosomatida, Trypanosomatidae. The record is from the annotation of a GenBank genome assembly.
GCUUUAUUCCCAUUUUUUUUGUCAAGCUUUAUUUCAUCCAUCGAAGCGAUGUUCCCUAUGAUGCAAGGACCGCAGGCUCUGCCUGACCAAGUUGCAUACCCGAUGUUUUGGAGAAAUCUUACCCGUUUCUUGGCGGUAUCUACUACUACUAUCGCCCUCUCUCUCGUCAUUCGUCACUGUGAGCAUCAUACACAUGCGAUGCUGGUGUCGCGCCUCUAAGGGGCACGACAUUUAGUUCGUCUGAUAAAGUGGGCUUUCUUAUGUAGGUUUCGUUGUACUUGGCAUGGAUCACCGAAUUUCUUAGAUGUUUUUUCCCUUUAGUUCGUUGGAUCGCCUUUCGUUAAUAACCUUAAACUCCGAAAUAUUAUAAACCUUAUGCUAAAUAGAUUGAGAAAA